This is a messenger RNA of Amphimedon queenslandica, 1977 nucleotides long. RefSeq lists its product as uncharacterized. The record is from RefSeq and is a predicted model, not a curated record. Gene Ontology annotation, molecular function: protein binding. Bases 326 to 1957 code for a protein of 543 amino acids. NCBI's taxonomy places the organism in Eukaryota, Metazoa, Porifera, Demospongiae, Haplosclerida, Niphatidae. The transcript has 6 exons. Gene Ontology annotation, biological process: signal transduction.
AAUUUUACAUAGAUCUACGCUUAAUUAGAGAAAAUUGGAUUAAAUUAAUAUGGUAUUGGUACAGUGAAACCUGUCCUAAAGGUCACCUGAAUAAUGAGGCCACCUCUCUAUUACAGCCAUAAGCCAAAAUCCCGUACUAAAUGGCUAUAUUACAGAGGCUGAUCUGUAAUGCAGCCACCUGCCAUUUAAAACUGGCCCAAGGAUGACCGGAUUAAGCAGGUUUCACUGUAACUAGCAUUUCCAGCCGCAAACGGAAGUUUCCAAUCCCUUUCCUUUACUCUAAUAUUUAUGAUUUUUAUCAGGGAGGGACCUCCGCCCAUCCUUUAUGAUGGCCACACCCACUUCUUCGGCUAUUCCUCGGAUCAUUCUGAGUGGAAGGACUUUGAACAUUGAUGAUCUCAAUGAAGUAAUUGCGUUACUUGAGAGGCAUCACUUCAACAAGACAUCAUAUGAAAGACUUGGCCAACGUCUUAACUUGUCUCACAAUACACUAGAGGAAAUAAAGAAAGACCAUAAAGGAGUUCAUUCUUGCUUUACUCAGUGUUUGGCUAGCUGGUUGCGUAAACCUGAUGGUGUGGAGACUCCAACAAUAGAUACACUGAUAGCUGCUGUUAGAGGAAUAGGAGAGAAUGCUGUAGCUGAUGGUAUUAAUGAAGAAAUACAAACUGUUCCUUUGUCAACAAGUGAGCCGAUGGUAGCCACACCUCCAACAUUGCAUACCAGUGAAGGUCCUCCAAUUCAGCCAGUGGCCACUGUUAAUGCAGGUGUUUAUGAUCUUGAGUUACAAAUUGAUCUAUGUCCUGAGCUACAAGAAAUUGCUAAUAAUCUGCAAGAAAUGUACGAUUUCCUUGUUCUUGCAGUAAAAAAAUCACUUAAAUAUCAUGGUAUUGAUGUGAAGGAUGCAAAAAUGUUGAUAAAAUCGUGCUUUAAAAGAAAAGCUCAUGUUGUUUCUGAGUUGAUGCCCUACAUUGAUAUUCUUGAUGAAGCAAAUGAUAUUGAAACUUUUUUUGAUUUUUUAAACAAAUAUGAUUUUAUUGGUUACCUCAACUACAAGCUAUUGAAGAAACUAGCAAAACUAGUUGAAGAUGAUAAUCAGAUUAAUGAGCUUUUUCUUGAAUAUGAAAAAGAAUAUGACAAGUUAUUGAAUUCAGCUUCCUUUCAAGAUUUGAUGCCUUUAUUUGAAAGAAAAUCAGACCUGUCUCCUACUGCUCCUCUUGGAUUACCUUACAUUUCCUUUCGUCUUGAAAGGCCUGGGCUAUUCACUAGUGUUUAUACCUGGGUCAAAAUUUUUGGUGAAUUUUUAUGGUCUUCUUACGCAUUUCUUAAACAAUUCAGAAAGAACUGUGUUAUCAUCACUUACGCUAUACUACCAUGUGUUCUUGAUGAUGUCAUGAGAGAUCUCAAGGAUCCAGUGAUACUGAAAAAGCUAGAAGAUAAAGACGUUACUGUAGCUGAAUUUAUUGAGUCACCACAAAAAGAGGAAGGUCCCUAUGAGAGAGCUCUCAAAGAACAAGGAAGUGCUGAUGUAGCGUAUGCUCGUCUUAUGUUACUGGGAUCAGCUGGUACUGGCAAGACGUGUCUCAAGCGUUCAUUAAUGGAAGAACCUUUCAAUCCUCAUACUACAAGCACCAUUGUAUCUGAUGUAUCCUCUGUACGACCAUUUGGACAUAAGUGGCUAACAAGGAAAGAAAACAAAUGGAGAGAAGCCACAGAAGAAGAUGAAAUUGAAGAAAUUGCUUGUUUGUUUAAAUCCUUUCAUUCUAGAUCAUCCUCACACAUGCAUGGUUCUAUAUUGAGUGCCCAAUAUUCUCAUGAUGAAUCAGAUGCAUUAUUUUCUACUAGUUCCGUAGCUUCUGAUAUGAAUGUAGAGAGGCGCAUCCAAUCAAUACUUAAAAGAGCUGGUUCCACUUAUCAGAAAAUAGAACCAGUUGUGCAAGUAAGACAUGUACCUGACUAGUUAAAAUAGCAUAAUUUUAC